GUCCAACGGGCAACGGGAAUCGCCAACAACAGGAACAUCCGAGCCACGGCAAGCGACCCCAACGGCUUCCAGCUUGGCUUCUCCCAGAACGUGCGAGGACAGAUCAACUUCUUCACCAAGGAGACAGGUUUCUACCAGCUGUGCCUGGACAACCAGCAAAACCACUUUGGCUUCAUGCAGGUCUAUCUUAACUUUGGCGUCUACUAUGAAGGCUUCAACACGGAAAAGGAGCCAGAAGACAGGAAAGAGCUGAACAACACUCUGGAGGCAAUCGAGGUCAGCAUCCGGAAGCUGCAGCUCCAAAUCUUCCACAUGUGGCGGUACUACAACUUUGCCCGCAUGCGGAAAUCGUCCGACUCCAUCCUCCUGGAGUCCAACUACGACUACGUCAACUGGUGGUCGAUGGCUCAGAGCUGCAUCAUUGUCCUCUCCGGCGUGCUGCAGCUCUACUUCUUGAAGCGCCUCUUCCACCUUUAG
Messenger RNA from Apaloderma vittatum (bar-tailed trogon), 477 nucleotides. Its product is annotated as transmembrane emp24 domain-containing protein 6-like. Lineage: Eukaryota; Metazoa; Chordata; Aves; Trogoniformes; Trogonidae. Gene Ontology annotation, cellular component: COPII-coated ER to Golgi transport vesicle; endoplasmic reticulum; endoplasmic reticulum-Golgi intermediate compartment. The transcript has 4 exons. The record is from RefSeq and is a predicted model, not a curated record. Gene Ontology annotation, biological process: intracellular protein transport; Golgi organization; endoplasmic reticulum to Golgi vesicle-mediated transport. The annotation marks the transcript as partial.